AACUGAAAAUAAAUAAGUGACAGAAUUGAAUAAACUUUAUCGAUCGGUCAGUUGUUGUCAGAAGAAUUGUGGCGCUGACAGUGCCUCUGGUCGAAUCUGGCGUCUGUGGACGGUGUGUCACGUGGUUUAAAUCCGGCUGAACCGUCAUUUCGUGUGGUGAGAAUGACUGCUCCGAUAAAAAAACGUGAUAUUCAACGAAGUACCGAAAGCAGCGACGAUGACAAUCAGAGUUGUAACAGCGAGGGUAACGAGCAAGAUGCAUUGGAGGAACAGGGAAUGGUAAUUCAAGUAGACUUUGAGGGAAGAUGUCCGUUAGACCCAGAUUAUCAUGGGAUUAAGACUCUUUUACAGCAACUGUUCUUGAAAGCACAUAUCGAUGUAGGUGGUCUCACAGAUUUGAUUAUUUCUCAAAACUAUGUGGGAUCCGUUGUUAAACAAUCGGAAGAUUUAGAAGAUACAGAUGACGAAGACAACGAAGAUAAUAGCGACGUGUUUGGUAUUACUACAGUAAUUAAUUUAUCUAAUGGACAGAACCAUCUCUGCAUACAACAACUCAGAGAUCUGUUAAGACAGUUAGCGAAUGAACAUGCGACAGAUGCGACCAAUACUAUGAUAAAACACGUUCUCGAGAACGAUUCGGAAGCUUUAGGCUUAUUAAUUAACGAAAGAUUCGUUAACAUUCCCGCACGAAUUUCCGUGCCGCUUUUGGAAAGUCUAACUUCCGAAAUAAAGCGAGCGAAUAGCAAAAAAAUGCCAUUCAACUUUUCCUACUACGUACUGAUCUGUAAAUUAUACAAAACGGAAGACCAAAAAAUUGGAAAACAAUUGAAAAAUAAGAAAAAGAGUAACAUGGAAGAACCAACAAUUUUGUGGAGUAAUCCAGAGGAAGAAAUUUUUGCAGAGGAAGCAACGUUCAGUUUUGAAUUUUCCGUCGAAAAAGAAUCGGACAGUGGUCUGUCCGGAACAUGGAGCGAAACGGAUAACGAGAUGGUACCCUAUAAAAGGAUUCUUCUGUUCGAAGCGACGAAACUACAGCAAAUUAUUGAUAAAAUAAAAGUACAUGUUUCUUUUCUAUAGAAUAAAAAAAAACAAUCAAAAAGUCUAACAAUAAA
Molecule: messenger RNA, 1112 nt
Organism: Hylaeus anthracinus
Lineage: Eukaryota; Metazoa; Arthropoda; Insecta; Hymenoptera; Colletidae
Product: protein BCCIP homolog
Exons: 3
Coding region: 163-1077 (304 amino acids)
Cellular component (GO): nucleus
Source: RefSeq, a predicted model, not a curated record